Carica papaya (papaya) is the source of this 502-nucleotide messenger RNA. NCBI's taxonomy places the organism in Eukaryota, Viridiplantae, Streptophyta, Magnoliopsida, Brassicales, Caricaceae. The record is from RefSeq and is a predicted model, not a curated record.
AUUUGCCAUGUUUCAACCCUGAAAGCUUGAACAACUGACGGAAGAAGAGAAACUUCGAGAGCUAGACAGACAGACGGUGAGAGAGAUGGCGGAAGCACAGAAGAGACAAGGUGGGAGACCCUUGCCACCAUCUGCCAGAGGUCCUCCUCAUCCUCUCCGCCCUCGCUUCGAGCCCGUUGAUCGCGAAAAAACAUGUCCGCUCCUGCUUCGAGUUUUCACGAAGAUUGGUGGUCAUCAUACCAAGGAAGACUUUGCAGUGAGAGGCAAGGAACCCAAGGAUGAGGUUCAAAUUUAUACUUGGAAGGAUGCCACGCUUCGUGAGUUAACUGACUUGGUUAAAGAGGUUUCUCAAGCAGCACGUAAAAGGGAUGCAAGACUAUCCUUUGCUUUUGUAUAUCCUGAUAAGAAUGGUAGAUUCGUGGUGAGAGAGGUCAGUCUCUCUCUAUUUCUCUCUCUAUCUCCAUGUAAAUAUAUAUAUACCUUGUAGAAAGGACAAAGAAGU